CUCACCCCUCCCGACCUUCUCCCACGAGAACCCCAAACAAAACACAAUGGGCUCUGCUACUUCCAAACCAGCGAAGUCGGCUGCUGGCGCAGCUGCGCGCCGACAGUACCCAAAACAACCCGCUGUCCCGCCGAGGGUACCACCGAGUGCUCCCCAGCCAUCGCAAACGCAGCAACGUGCUUCUCCUGCGCCGGCAUCAGCGCCGGGUCGGGCCCCAGGCCCUGUCUUGCAGGGACCCCAAUAUCACUCCAAAGAGCAACCUUCCAACACUAGGUCAAACGCAAUUGACCUCGACGGCCGUGACCCCGACUUCGCAGCCUCCCUCCGCCAUAUCGGCCCCGUAAACCCCUUCCCAACUCUGUCCAACUCCAGCACUGUCAACCGUGGCUCCAUGCAGACUGUCUUCCCAACAGGCUUGAACCCAGCCUUGCUCGCCGUGACAGCCCGCACGAGAAUCGGAAAGGCCGCACAAGAAGAGCUUGAAGCCGUUGGACGGGGCGACUUUGCCGGGAGACAAUUCCUGGACGCGUUCACCAUCUCGCAGGCGCUGACUAUGCGGGACCAACAGAAGAUGCCGAAGCGGGAGAUUGAGAGGUUGUUAAGGAUGAAGGAAGGUGUUAUGGAUCGGUUAGGGAAGGAGGGUGUUGUUUCACGGGUUUCCGUCUAAGCCUCGUACGGAGGCGUGGUUUUCUCUAUCAUUAGAAGGUGUUUUGGUGUCGUUGGCUUUUUUCGGAGAUUGGUGUUGAUAGGCUCUUCUUCUUGCGCAUAUUUGCUGUAUUAUAUUCCAGAUGCUGUUUAUCAUACAGCCACCACAAUGUCAUCCCUUCUCAUAACAAAGGCUUUGAAUCGGGCUUUGAGAGUAUUGCAAGCUCUCCGG
Penicillium brasilianum is the source of this 877-nucleotide messenger RNA. The record is from the annotation of a GenBank genome assembly. Lineage: Eukaryota; Fungi; Ascomycota; Eurotiomycetes; Eurotiales; Aspergillaceae.